GGCGGUGCUUUUAAAUAGAGCAAUUACCUCUCAUAAACUUUUUGAUUCUUUUUCUCCUGGGGCGGUCUUAUUUACACAUAUGUGUCCAGUUACAGUUUUGCAGAUAAUAUGACCCGAUAAUCGGCUUUAUCCAGACCUAAAUCGGAAGCCAAAGUAGGUCAAUAUCAAAUUCCUUGCAGCCCCAAUGUUUACUUGUGCUCUGCCACAGGAAUUGAACUCUGAACUUGGGGGACUUUGUCCUCUCACAUUUAGUGCAGUGCACAGAUUGAACACCCGGCUAAAAUUCUAAGCCAAGAUGGAUGUGGUUAUGAAGAUCAUUCUAGCUUUUUGUCUUUUCUUAACAGCUACUUCAUUACCUCGCAUGCCUUUAGGCCAUUCAUUCAGGUAUGAGCCAGGGAAGAGCCACAAAUACAGCUACAAGACAGUCAUCCGUGUCAAUGAACCAAGUGCUAGAAGCAAAGAUGUGGGACUGACCCUUACCUGUACUGUCCAUCUCUCUCCCCUGUGGUCAAGCACUAGUGAGCAGCUCAUUCAAUUAACUUUGUCAGAUGUUAAGCUCCAGGGUUUGGCGCUGACCAAACAUCUGGUGGAUUACAAGCAGUUAUCGAGAUAUCCAGCAGCUUUUCAGUGGACAGAUGGACAAGUUGGACAGUUCUUUGCAGCAGAGAAAGAUUCAAAUACGGUUGUCAGUUUGAAAAAAGGCAUCGUAAGUUUACUGCAAGUCAAAGGACAAGCAGGUCAAUUCAAAGAGGUUGAUACAUCUGGGGAUUGUGAAGUAAAAUAUCAAGUAGAAGGACUCCAUAUUACCAAGACGAAGCAGUGCAGACCUCUGGAAAUUGCAGGGGAGUACAGAAAUGUUAAUCAGGUCCAGAGUACCUCUGUCACCAGUAGUGUCCAGACAGACAUUGACUUCAAGGAUGAUCUAAUCCAGAGUGUUGUGACUGCAGAGAGCCAUGUGGCUUCCUUGAAUAUACGCUCCAGUGUUGGUGGUCAGAUCAAGACCAACCAAGAGUUGAAGUACAUCUCAUCAGAUCCCUCUAAAAAGGCCACCCAAGGCACCUCUUUGGAAACCGCUCUUGAUGCUCUCAAUAAAGAAGGGAACUAUGGAAUGUAUGCCAUGCUUCUUGCCACCAGCCCUGAUACUCAGCAGUGUGGAGGGGAAUGUGUCUCAGCCACAGAACUGGUAGAAAAAUACAGAGAAGAAGCUUUAAAGAGUGAAAGUCUAGCCAAGACAUCAUCUGCAGAAGCCUUUCUGAACCUGGUUGACAGUUUCAGAGAUGUGGGUAAAAAUGUCCUGCUGGAUAUCCUCAAGAGUGAAGACAAUGCAGAUGUCCUACCUCAACUCAUUGAUGCUGCCGUGGCAACCCAGACCCCAGCCAGCCAAGAGGCUCUGAUGGAGCUGAUCAAUUUUGAGGAUGAUUAUUACACACAAAAUUCUGAGAGAUACUUAUUUACUGUUUCCUUCUCUACCCACCCUAGUGAACAACUGCUCAAAGAUUUAUUAGAAUUAUACAAAAAAGAUGUACCAAGUGAAACAGUUCGAGAAUCUAUAGGCCUUGCCUUGGGAGCAGUUCUGAAUACUUACUGCAGACAGACAGGGCAGUGGGGUUCACAGAUUUCAAAGGCCAUAGAGGAAGCCAUCACAACCAAACUGGCUGCGUGUGAGGACGAGGCUUGCAAGCUACGACAGCUUCGAGCAUUGAUGAAUGCCCAUCUUCCAACCACGGUGCCUAUUCUGACCAAGUACGCUGAGGAAGCCAAGGAGACCAUAGUGGCCAUGGCAGCCCUUAAAGCAUUAGGCAAAAUUGACAUGCAGUAUAUUACAAAAGAGGUUCAAGCCGUGCUUGCUCGUAUCUACCAUCAAAACAAUCGCGUAUAUGACACCACCAUAAGAUCUGCAGCAGUGGUCAUCUUGCUUAAAAGCCAUCCGUCCCCAGCACAGCUGAAAGUGAUUCUGCUCUCCCUGACUGACCAGUCCCAAUAUGAGAUGUCCACCUAUGUUCUAGCUAAACUGAGAGAUCUCAUGAAGAACUGCCCUGAAUUCAGAUCAUUAGUUCAGGAUGUACUGAAGGAUGUCAGGAUCAACAACUACCAAGUGAUAGCUCAGAAGGGAUUGUCCAGUGCCUUCAGUAACUUCCUUGCAGUGACCCAGGACACCAACAGCACCUAUGGGUUGUAUAUGGAGAAUUCUAAGUCGGGUAUCAUGAAGUCCAGUAGCAUGGAUGUAGAUUUGAUUACUAAACAUCAGAUAUUGCCCAUUUUAUCUUUUGGUCUGUAUACCAACCACCUGGAGAGCCUGGCUGGGGAUGAUGGGGCAGCAGAAACCACCGCAGACACAGGAGAAGAUGAAGCAGAAAAGGAGCCCACAGCUGGGAUGUCCCUAGACUUGAUGGAUGUGGGACUGAGGCCAGUGGAGUUCUUCCGUGGUCAGGGAGGACUGAUGUCGGCUGUGUGGAAUGCUCCUUCCGAACCUAUAUCUGCAUUACAGGGUAACAUCUUAGCACAGGACCAUGUGCAGAGAAUCCACCUGCAGAACGGAGUUGUUCUGGAACUGCAUGUACUGGGCGCGGUCUCCAUUGAUCUGUCAGGAUCCAUCAGUAUUAGUUUGUGGAAUAGAAAUUCACAUUCUGUUGUGUAUAACAGUGGUGCUAUGGUUGUGAAAACCUCCCUACAGACAAGCAGUGUUCACCUGAGGACCAGCCUGCAGUACACCACGGAGGCGUCUGCUGUCAUUGAAUUCACCACAGAUGUCAACUUCUAUGAAAUGCCUUUCAAAAUGUGUUUACAAAUGGCACAGCCACCAUUUACAUACAGUGAAAGGAUAACUAAAACAGAGGGAGCUAGCAUAUUUCCAACAAUGUAUGAAUCCAUAUAUAAAAAGUUACGUAAAAUGGAUGGACGCUCCUUUAUCCUUCACUCUCAGAAUUCCAAACAGUGUGCUGUCAUGGAUUUAGAACAGUAGCGCCCUCAGGUGAUAGUAAUUAAUAGAAGCUGCCAGAAUGGGGUAUCUGGAACCCAUUUCAGAAAGUCUUGGUUAGUUAACAAAGUUUUUGCGAAGGAUUUAUCAAAACUUUUAGCCGACAGUGGCUUUGUGAAACUGUAUCAGAUGUAGCAUACUUAAUUCAUACAAAGAUAAGGCAAAAAAAAGGAAAAGACUGCAUUUUGGCUAUAAUGUGUUCACACAUACUGCACCCAUUUAUUGGAAUUUAUUAGGAAACUCAAAUGACUUGUACUUCAGUGCAUUUGAGAGCUUCAUUCUCAGGGUGAAAGGUUCAAUCUUUUUUACCCCAAACUGGAAAACUUACCUUACGAACAUCACUAUUUAUUGUAAACUCUGUAUGCAAAAAUGAUGUAAUUUUCUUGGAUCAUUUCAAUUCAUCUAGACACUUCUGUGGAAGUUUGCUGGCUCGUCUUACUGGUUCCAUGGUUUUAUGAAGAAGUAGUAGCUUAAUAUUGUAGAUUUUAGAUUUGUGCGUUUCAUAAAUCAGGGUAAAUUCAUUAUCAUGUGGAGAACCUUGCAUCUCUCAGUAAUUAAACUGAUCUCUAUGUUA
Messenger RNA from Lingula anatina, 3551 nucleotides. Its product is annotated as microsomal triglyceride transfer protein large subunit. Gene Ontology annotation, molecular function: lipid binding. Gene Ontology annotation, biological process: lipid transport; lipoprotein metabolic process. NCBI's taxonomy places the organism in Eukaryota, Metazoa, Brachiopoda, Lingulata, Lingulida, Lingulidae. Gene Ontology annotation, cellular component: basolateral plasma membrane; Golgi apparatus; endoplasmic reticulum. The record is from RefSeq and is a predicted model, not a curated record.